GAGACGUUGGACAUUACUAGAGUGGAAGCACAAUCAUAAAGUAUAUUUAAUAAAUUCGACGUUUUUUAAACUUUUUAAAUAGUCAUAAAAAUAAUUACCUUGGACAUUGUACCAAAAUUACCAGUGUUUGGAAACAGUUAAAUACCUGAUUACUUUGAAAUAACAAGUUGCUAAGAAUUUUAUUUUAAUAAGACCAAUGCAAUUUCGAUAAAUAAAAUCGUUUUACUGCACCGUAUAAGAAAAAGUAUCAGCUUAGACAUGACAGUGUCACACAGAUUGGUAUUUAUCUUCACUAUAUUUCUUACCGUAACGUUUAUCGUUGCUAAGGAAUUACAAAUAUUUAACCAGGACACAUGCAGACCCAAAGGACUUCAAUGCUUGAAAGAUAGUCAAUGUUGUGGACAGCUUGUGUGCGAUCGUUGGAAACUCCAUUGCGCAGAGCAGACGGGUAAUUUACCGCUAAAAUUACCGUGUAAGCCGCCCGGUUCAAUCUGUACAGAGGAUAGUCAUUGCUGUGGGCCAUUGAUUUGUAACCCCUGGAAGAAUCGUUGCACUAAAAAACCUCCGAACUUACCUUCGAACUGCAAGCCAAGAGGUGCCUUGUGUGUAGCAGAUGAUCAAUGUUGUGGAUCUCUCAUAUGUAACCCGUGGAAAUUGCGAUGCACAAAAAGACCGGGAAAUUUACCUCCGUGGCAAACUUGUAGACCUCACAAUGCCAUGUGCGCAAAAACUGAGGAUUGCUGUAAGCCAUACAUUUGCGAGCCUUGGUCGAGUCGGUGCAAAAUAUCAUCGCCAACAAGCUCAACGUCGAGGGUUGAAACAACGUUUUCGACGUCGAGUGAAGGAACGACAACAUCUCGAACUACCACAGACCAAUCCUUUCCAACAUCAACCGUUGAUCCAUCGACUGCAACAUCGAGCCAGAGACCAUCGACUCAUACACCGAGUGAAGGAACAUCUACACCUUCGAAGUCGACCGAAAGUACGACUAAGGCUUUUCCAUCAUCCACUGAAAGGUCAACUUCAGCUGAAGGGUCUAGCAGAGCACCAUCUACCACAGAGUCUGGAGGUGGAACAACUAGCCAAGAAACAACUACUCCGGGGUCAGGCGAAACUCCAACAACUUCAGGCCCUGGAGGAACAACAACAUCAGAGUCAAGUAAAGAAACAACCACGUCGUCUUCGAGCGAAGGUCCAACAACUUCAGGAACUGAAGAAGAAAGUAAGCCAACAUCGUCUUCUGGUGAAAAAACAACAACUGAAGGAUCUAGCAAAGCACCAUCUACCACAGAGUCUGGAGGUGGAACAACUAGCCAAGUAACAACUACUCCGGGGUCAGGUGAAACUCCAACAACUUCAGGCCCUGGAGGAACAACAACAUCAGAGUCAAGUAAAGAAACAACCACGUCGUCUUCGAGCGAAGGUCCAACAACUUCAGGAACUGAAGAAGAAAGUAAGCCAACAUCGUCUUCUGGUGAAAAAACAACAACUGAAGGAUCUAGCAAAGCACCAUCUACCACAGAGUCUGGAGGUGGAACAACUAGCCAAGUAACAACUACUCCGGGGUCAGGUGAAACUCCAACAACUUCAGGCCCUGGAGGAACAACAACAUCAGAGUCAAGUAAAGAAACAACCACGUCGUCUUCGAGCGAAGGUCCAACAACUUCAGGAACUGAAGAAGAAAGUAAGCCAACAUCGUCUUCUGGUGAAAAAACAACAACUGAAGGAUCUAGCAAAGCACCAUCUACCACAGAGUCUGGAGGUGGAACAACUAGCCAAGUAACAACUACUCCGGGGUCAGGUGAAACUCCAACAACUUCAGGCCCUGGAGGAACAACAACAUCAGAGUCAAGUAAAGAAACAACCACGUCGUCUUCGAGCGAAGGUCCAACAACUUCAGGAACUGAAGAAGAAAGUAAGCCAACAUCGUCUUCUGGUGAAAAAACAACUACUGAAGAAUCUAGCAAAGCACCAUCUACCACAGAAUCUGGAGGUGGAACAACUAGCGAAGUAACAACUACUCCGGGGUCAGGUGAAACUCCAACAACUUCAGGCCCCGGAGGAGAAACUACUUCAGAGUCAAGUGAAGAAACAACCACUUCGUCUUCAAGUGGAGAAACGACAUCGAGCGAAGGUCCAACAACUUCAGGAUCUGAAGAAGAAAGUAAGUCAACAUCGUCUUCUGGUGAAGAAACAACAACUGUUACUACCACAGUUGAAGGAUCCAGCAAAGUACCAUCUACCACAGAAUCUGGAGGUGGAACAACUACUCCGGAGUCAGGUGAAACUCCAACAACUUCAGGCCCCGGAGGAGAAACUACUUCAGAGUCAAGUGAAGAAACAACCACUUCAUCUUCGAACGAAGUGCCAACUACUGUAGAACACGAAAAUACUUCUACUACGCCGUCUAGUAUUGAAACUACUGCGACCACUACUGACAGCAUUCCAUCGUUUUCAACAGCCGGUACCACUGAUCAACCCAAUCCAACUACAAGUGGUUAUUCAUCAUCUUCCACUGCUACCAGUGAUACUCCGAGCAUAACGACAGAUGAAUGGAAGAGUAGAUAUAUAAUAUUAUGAUCGUGUCCCAUAUUGCAUCUGAAUAAAAUAUUAACGAUAUAAAUAGUUACGAAAUGUUAACCCUUUGAAAAAAAUCAAUAAAAUGACGGUGUUAGAAACAAUAUUGUUUUAAUAAAAAAUUGGUGCUUUUAACGAUUAAAAACUGUUAUUUACUUUACACAUCGCAAUAAAGUACAUUGAGAAUA
Copidosoma floridanum is the source of this 2765-nucleotide messenger RNA. RefSeq lists its product as uncharacterized. NCBI's taxonomy places the organism in Eukaryota, Metazoa, Arthropoda, Insecta, Hymenoptera, Encyrtidae. The record is from RefSeq and is a predicted model, not a curated record.